UAAGGAGCCAGACGGGGGUAACGAUUCUUAGGUUACGAAGUAAAGCCAAAGUAGAGCCUAGAAAGAUGGUUGGGUUUGGGUUUUAGGCACAUCGGCACAAUUUUAGGCCAUGUCGUGCCUGCAUUCCCUUUAAGGACUAGAAAGAGGUCGAUAAAUUUAAGGAACAACAACUUAGAAGGAAAAAAAAACAACAUAUCAAUCUCCGAAGAUCCAGAAGAUUGAAGUACGUUUGGCAAUGAACCAUCUGGUGACCAUACCUCGGCAUCAAGCCGUUCUUAAUUAUACCCUGAGACGUCUGCUUACAAAUGCUGCAAGUAGUAAUCCAAUAACAUCGCUGAAAGGAAACCAUACCAAAGUUCAUCCGUCUUGGACUGACAAAAAUGAAGACCCAAAAACAUCAAAAUCUCAGUCCACUUGUAGGCCUAUGUGGAGCAAUUUUUACGGCUUAAACUCCUCCCUGCCGAUUGGUAACAAGUCAAAAUUAAUUUCAAACUAUGAGAACAGCGAGGACCAGAACCAAGCUGUGCCUCAUUGCAAAGAAAACUCAUCAGAUUUAAACAAUUCAAAGGAUUUAAAAAAGCUAAAAUUUUACUUUCCUGACAACAAUAAAUAUAUAGCCAACUGGAACAAUUUAUUAAACAACACAUACGAAGGACUGUUGGGCUACAAAGUCAGUGUUUUAUCCCACCUGAAGCAACCACUAGGGCCAUUGUCUCCAUGUUCAAGAAAUUUUCACACAUCCACAUGCCAAUCUGCCAAUCGACCUAUUCCUAUUCCUCCAUAUGAACCACCAAGAGAUGCUCUAGGUCUGACCUAUAUAUCUGACCUUAACCAAGAAGAUGCUGAACGAAUAAAAAAUGUUGCAUAUGAGGAACUGAAACUAUUAUUGGAGAAGCACAAUAUUGCAUAUACAAAGACGAAGGCAAAGAAACGAACUACAGAUAAUGGACUAUUUGGGACAGCACUUGAAGUACUUGUUGCAAAGGAUAUUUAUAACAAUAGACUUGUUUCUGAUCUGAAAGUUCCAGCUGUAUUUUCAUUGUUGGUUCGAUUCAUUGAGAAAAAUGGCAUACAAGGGAUCUUCAGGGUACCAGGAUCAACCGAAAGAAUCAAAGCUUUUAGAAAAGAGCUAGAGGAUAAUUUCUACAAGAUACCUAACUAUUCUAUACACGAGCACACACAAAUCAGUGAGUUGACUGCUCAUGAAGUAUGCUCAGUCUUUAAGGCCUUCCUCAGAGAACUACCAGCAUAUCUGAUAUCCAGUGAAAGAAUGGAGUAUUUCCCUAAUAUUAAAACAUUGCCCUUCGCACAACAAAUGAAAGCCACCAAUAUGUUCAUUUUAUCCAUGAAAGAAGAAUACAGAGACACACUGCAGGUCUUCUUAAGAUUGAUGAAUUUGACUAUUGAAAACAAGAGCGUCACACAAAUGGAUGAUCAAAAUCUGGCCACUUGUCACGCUCCAAAUAUCUUUGCACUACCCAAAGGUUCAGAGACAGAUAUGACAAGAAUUAAUGACAACUUCGAAUAUUUUAAAACAUUGACAAAUUACAACAAAAAACUAUUUGUGGUUCCCCCCAACUUUAUAAGUCAAAUUAGGCAACAAUAUGCAACUGGAGCUUCUGCAAAGCCAAAACGAAAAUUUAUUUCCAAGUUGUUAGGAAAGAAAUCAAAAGGUGAAGAAAUACCCCCACCAAGGGAAGAAUUGAUGAGAUUAAAAGAAGUUAAAAUUGAAGUUCAUGCUCCACAAAUGACCAGGGAAAGUGCUGUCAUCACAAUCAAUGAGUCAACAACGGCUAAGGAUGUUAUAUAUCAAAGCCUUUUUGAGGAUGCCAGAAGAAAUAUUGCUCAGGGACAGAAUGCAGACAGAGCUAUUGAAUAUCUGUGUGAAGCUGCCAGAAGACAAAAUGCUCAGGGAGAGGAUGAAGACAGAGCUAUUGAAUAUCUGUGUGAAGUUGGUGGAAAUAUAGGUGAGCGUUGCCUUGACCCUGAAGCUAAAGUCUUGGAAGUGUACCGUGUUAAUCCCACAGCUGAAUGGAUGAUCAAAACCAAGAAAGGGAGAUAAGUAUUUACAAAAACAGGAAUCGGUCUGUUAAGUGAGCUAAUUUUUGUUUUCAAAUAGAAAAUUGAUUAAAGGAAAGGAGAAACAUGUCUUAGUUAUAUUCAUUCUAUUUUAUAUAUAAACUGUUCUGCUUAUGAUUACAUUACAAACAAACAGUAGAGAACCAUUGAAUUAAAUUUGUAUGAAUUACAUUCAUUUGAUUAUACUAAAUUCCAAAAAUUUGUUUAAUCUGUAGUCUAUAGCAAUGUUGUGUAAAAAUGCAUCUAAUAAUUGGUUUGAAAACCUUUUACCAUCAGAGACAGAUUUACAAGAAAAUAUUUGUUUUGUGACAUCAUAGUUGACAAAUGUAGACUAAAUGCUUAUGUGGAUCUAGCCUAUUCUCUUAUUACUAAUACAAUAUUAUUUGACUAUUACUAUUGCAACAUUUACGUCAGUUAUAUCUAGGCCUACUACAAACAGAAUUAGAAGGUUGUGAAAUAUAGAUAUUGUAUCAAUAAAUGAGAAAUAAAUACUGUAAUGUUCUA
Biomphalaria glabrata is the source of this 2583-nucleotide messenger RNA. RefSeq names its product rho GTPase-activating protein 18-like. Gene Ontology annotation, molecular function: GTPase activator activity. The transcript is spliced from 16 exons. Gene Ontology annotation, cellular component: cytoplasm. Gene Ontology annotation, biological process: regulation of actin filament polymerization; signal transduction; regulation of small GTPase mediated signal transduction. The record is from RefSeq and is a predicted model, not a curated record. Bases 236 to 2062 code for a protein of 608 amino acids. Lineage: Eukaryota; Metazoa; Mollusca; Gastropoda; Planorbidae.